This is a messenger RNA of Saccostrea cuccullata (small rock oyster), 1422 nucleotides long. RefSeq lists its product as uncharacterized. The coding region runs from base 1 to 1422 and encodes 473 amino acids. The record is from RefSeq and is a predicted model, not a curated record. The transcript is spliced from 8 exons. NCBI's taxonomy places the organism in Eukaryota, Metazoa, Mollusca, Bivalvia, Ostreida, Ostreidae.
AUGGUUAUAUUAUUGACACCAAUGUGCACAAUCACCACCAAAUUGACAAUGCAUGGACGUAACAUCUUUUUAAUAACCGUGUGGUACAUGGUCGGAAUAAUUAGUGUAAUGUCAUCAAUAUGUUUUCAAUGGAAAUCUGCCAUACCAGGAAGGGAUACCGGUCACGUGAUUCAUCGCUACCAACCAAUAGGAAUCUCAUCGUGCUCGAAGGAGUGUCUGAUAAGGAGAAGCUGUGCUUCUGUUAACUAUGAUUCUAUGAAUCUUCUUUGUGAGCUUGUUGGCCAGAAGAACAAACAUAACCCAUUACUUGACAGACAUUUCAAACACAUCAAUAAGAUUGCAAUGCAUAAAAAGAUACACACGGGAGUUUGUAACGAUGGGCUCUGUGCAGUUGGUCAGAGGUGUACAGUGAUAAAACAUUCGUACAAAUGUGUCCAAACGGAAUGUUCACCAUUAAACUAUGGGGGAGUCACACUACAGGAUUCGAGCACAACAGAAAUCGGAUCUGAGAUCAAAAUGGUGUGUGAAAAUAAAAGAAAUAUAUCAAUACCCAUUUCCUUUAGAUGUCUACCGAGCGGCAGGUGGGAAAACAUGGAUCUUUCACUUAACAAAUGUAAGUGUAUUCAAGUGGAGGGAUUUCAGAUGAGUAACGACAAAAUGUCUGACAAAUGCUACAAACCAGUGGAUCAGGUUCAGACGUAUAACACAGCUGCGGAAGGCUGUACAAACUUAACCCGUAACGGUCAUCUGGCUUUUCCUCUGUCACAUUCUUCCAAGACAUUCGCAUGUAGACUUAUUACUUCUUUUCCAGGAAAAGAUAAGGUACUAUGGACCGGUGGUGUAUGGAUAAACACUCACACAAUUGUAACAACAUUAAGUCUGGGUAAUAUCUCCGCCACAUCUGUCUCUGGACUGGGAACUUUCAUGGGUGCUGGAUGCCUUGUCCUCAACUGUACUGAUCUAAAAAUGACCGCCCAGAACUGUAACACUCGCCUACCAUUUGUGUGUGAAAAAGAUUUUAUUGCAGCACUCUUAAGUGUAGGUGGUCAGAAGACGCCCGAAAAAUGUUUUCCACUUGAUCGUUUUCGUGAAGGACGGCUUUUAGGCUGUGUUCUCCGUAAACUAGAGAAGGUGGGCCCGUUAUCUUGUGUAAAAGAGUGUCUCCUUAGACAGAGCUGCUUCUCUAUCAAUUACGACAUCCAGGCCCUCACCUGUGAAAUCAACUACGCUAAUCUAGGAUCAUGUGGCUACUCUCUAAAAGAUAGUGAUGGGUAUCUAUACAUCGAGAAACGGGACAUGCAGCACAUGGUCAGAAUAUCUCCAUGCAAAACUACAACGUGUGGAGAAAACCAGCGAUGUGAAAUCCUGGCCAGUGGUUUAUUUCUUUGCUCCAUAACAGGUAAAAAAAGAAAGAACCAAUGA